Tauraco erythrolophus (red-crested turaco) is the source of this 1058-nucleotide messenger RNA. The record is from RefSeq and is a predicted model, not a curated record. NCBI's taxonomy places the organism in Eukaryota, Metazoa, Chordata, Aves, Musophagiformes, Musophagidae.
UCCAGUCUUCUGGUGGCCUUAGCAAAGAUGAAAUUGAGAACAUGGUGAAGAAUGCAGAGAAAUAUGCAGAGGAAGACAGGCGAAGAAAGGAACGUGUGGAAGCUGUAAACAUGGCCGAAGGCAUCAUCCAUGAUACGGAGUCUAAGAUGGAGGAGUUCAAGGAUCAGUUGCCAGCAGAUGAGUGCAACAAAUUAAAGGAAGAAAUUGCUAAAAUGAGAGAACUUCUGGCUCGUAAAGAUUCUGAAACGGGAGAAAACAUCAGGCAGGCAGCAACCAGCCUGCAGCAGGCUUCUCUGAAACUCUUUGAAAUGGCAUACAAGAAGAUGGCCUCCGAACGAGAGGGUUCUGGAAGUCCAGGGGAUCAGAAGGAAGAGAAGCAAUAAGGAGUCUCUGUCUUGCCUUGACUAGAGUAUGAAGAAGAGGUCGAUUUUCUUGAUGCUUGGGAGAGAAGGGACCUUCCUGAGCAGCAAUGGGCAGAAUUCAGACUUACUGUGUUUUUGCAGUAUUCUAUAUAUAAAAUUCUUUAAUGUAUAAACUUAGUGAUGUGUCUGCUAGAUAAAUUGUCACUUGAUGGAAGUUAAUUCAUGCCAGACGGAGUUGGGCGCUUGGCCCCGUGGUAUUCAACUGAGGCACCUGGGAACUUGCUGAUCAUUUAUUUCUGAUACUUGACACAAUGGUGUACUAAAUCUGAUAUCAAUGUUUGGAAACCAUGUCACUAAAUCCAAGGGUGGAGACGGAAGUCCUGCUGGAACUGGGAGAAGAGUAACACCUGUGUGGACCCUCCUUGUGGACCUGAGUACUUGUGAGCAGGUAAUAAGACCUGUGAGCAGCAGUGACAAGGCUGGUUAUGUUACUGGAGAACAUUCAGAUCUGCAGCUAGGUUAGUUACCCCUGUUCUCAAGGAGAAGGGUUACUUCAAAUUCAGCUGUAACAUUAUUUCUUACAAAAGAGGCUACGUGGAAGUUAAAUACUUUGCUUGUCUGAGCCUUCUGCUGCAUCCCGUGUCUGUUUUCUGCUUAUGGUAAAACAAUUUCCUUGAUAAUAAAACUGUUAUUGGA